UGAAUGGAGAGGAGGAGUGUAUUACGUAUUUCUGUCAACUCAACUUUUAGGUGCGCCACUGUGUCUGUCACGACCAGUCGACAGAUCCACCCACAGGCAACGUUUUUGUGGAGCGCGCGUCGUGUGAGGAGUAUAAAGCUUAUUGUGAAAUAUUUAGUGGCAGGCUAGAGAUACUUAUUGCGUUUCUUUAGUAAUGAGGCUACUACGAAAAUUGUAGUCGUAUCUAGGAACCAGUCUAAAGCACACAGAAGGAGCGGAACAAGGAUCUCCACUCCCUCUCAGACUUGCUGGAAAAGCAGAUUAUUUGAAGACUAAACUGUAAGUGGAACGUGUCCUGUCAUACGGAUGUUUGCUAUUAAAGUUGCUAUUCACCUGUCAUGAAGUCUGCAGGUGUUUGAGGAUUGGAUAGAGCUCCUUAACGUUUGGUAUCCACCAUUAUAGUCUAAGAUAGCAUAUAAAGUGUUUUCUUUGUCCAUAUAGUUUGACAGUUUGCGUUAAUUUAAUCACAUUUCUCCCAACAUGUGUGAGAUUUGGUUCUUGUUUCCGACAUAAUCCAUAUCAAAUCCAAUCAGUAGCCUAAAAUAACGGUUGUGACGUUUCGUACCAUGUCAGGAGUGCAUUUUAGUUAACGCUAACCCUUUACCUAACCUGCUGCAUAAAUUCUCCUUACCUAUGAAAGUAACUUCCGUCCGUAGCUGUAUACCAUCUAGUAAAAAACACAAACAAGUGGUGUAGGCUAAACUACACAACUUUAACAACUGAAUACACACUUUGAAUAAAAACGCUGUCAUACUCAUCUAACAAAUAUUCAACUGAAUACACAAUCGCAUUGAAACUUUGAAUAAACACAUUCAUACUCAUAGCCUAUAACAAACUGUUAUUCAACUGAAGGGCAAACACCUAGUCAUGGACGUGUUUUUCACAUGGAUGUGAUAAAAGUUUACUCCAGUGUAGCGCGCUGCGCUCUCACACGCACAUCAUCACAUGAGCCCAGAAGCAGCGCAGGAAAGGACACUUCUGUUUAUCUCAAUCCCGCAGACAUGAAUGGACCGAUACCCUAUUUGGUUAUUUCUCUGACUCCUUUAGGGUGGUGGCUGGUAAGAGACUAGGGCAAGGAUCAGAUCACAGGUUUGUUCAUUCAUAGGUCAAAGGUAAUUUCAGAAAGCUAUAGGUGGGUCCUAACAUGGGCCUGGAGGUUUUCCUGGUUGGUUCACAUAGUCAGAAACAUUCAGGAAACUAGUCAUAAGACAUACACUUGUGAACCACUGGACUAAACCAUCAUUCUCCCUCUGUCUCUUUUCUAUCCCUCCUCUCCCUCCAAGACCAUGGAAGAUAGCCCUCAGCGGGCCGUGCAAGGCCUGGGCUCCUUCCCGUGGUACGUGGGGGGGACUCAGGUUCUAGGCCUGGCCUGUGUGGUGAUCACGGGCGUGUGGAUGGGCAGCUAUCAUGGAGGCUACGCCUGGGACGGUUCGGGACAGGAGUUCAAUGUACAUCCCCUCUGCAUGGUCCUGGGCCUGGUCUUUCUCUAUGGAGACGGUAGGGCAGAAUUAGAAUUAAACCAACUAAAAUUAGAAUUAAAACCAUUCCUCCAGGAAUUUAGUUAAACACCUUUUAAUAAAUCGCCUCAAUUAAUGGCUCAUUGUCCCAGUGAUCGAAUUGGUAAAGAGCAAUAAAGUAGCUCUCCAUUACUGCUGCCCUAUGUACAUAGACAUGGAACACUGGUCACUUUAAUAAUGGAACACUGGUCACUUUAGUAAUGGAACACUGGUCGCUUUAAUAAUGUUUACAUACUGUUUUACUCAUUUCAUAUGUAUAUACUGUAUUCUAGUGAAGGCCUAUCCUAUUUAACCAUUGCUGUACAUAUACUAUUUUAUACAACGUAUUCUUCAUAUAUACUGCAUAUUCUAUCCAUAUACUGUCCAUGUCGUCUAUACACCCCAUCACAUACAUGUACACACACACUCAGACAUUGCUCAUCUUAAUAUUUCUGUAUUUCUUAAUUAUAUUAUUUUACUUUUAGAUUUGUGUGUAUUGUUAGAUAUUAUUGCACUGUUGGGGCUAGGAACACAAGCAUUUUGCUACACCCGCUAUAACAUCUGCUAAAUAUGCGUAUGAGACCAAUACAAUUUGAUUUGAUUUAUAGGUAAGAUGGAGGAGGUAGAUGAACAACACUGUCGAGAACAGAGGGAAGCUGAGGCCAGUGUCUUCUUGGAGCCACAAUGCCAGUUGUCUUCUCUGUCUGCUCUGUUAGCCUAGGGGUCUUCUGACCUAUUGCAUUAGUGUGAUACUAAGCUAACGCUACACAGGGCUCAGGCACAGGCCUAAGGGCACGCUCUGCAACAGGCAUAAAUCCCUAAUGCUAUUAGGGUGGGAGGAGCAGAGAUUUUAUUAUUUUUUGUUUGUUUCCAGGCCAUUGUGUUUCUCCCCCUCUCUGUGUGAGAGAGAAAUUAGUAAUGCAGGGAUUUGUUCCCAUAAAUAAUAAAUGAUAAACACUUACUGGAAAGCAAAGGGGAAAGGUCAGAUUCAGUGUACAAAGGCUUUUCCAUUGGUCCCUGAACCGUGAUUGUAAUGAGAGAAAAAUAAGUUAUUCAGCCAUUGACAAUAAUGUAAAUAAAAUCUCCUUUGUGGUGUCAAAUAAAACAGCCAACAAAACAGAUGCUUGUUAUUAAGUUAAGUCAGCUGUAGCCUUUUGAUUCCUAACCUUGCUACAGCAAUUGAAUUAGGAUAUUAAACCUUAAAGGUCACUUAGCCAUUAGUGUGAGCGGUCAGUCCAAAUGGAGCUGGGAUGAAAACACCCUCCAGGGAAACCAGCUGUCCUUAGUGGGAUCGGGAGACACACAGCAAAGAGAAUUGCCUGGAACGUUGUUUCAGUAUUUCUGCAAUUUUAAUAAUACAAGAACGCAGUUGCCAUCGGUACUAUUGGCCAAUGUAAUCGCUAGAUAAUAGUGGACGAACUACAAGCAUGUAUAUCCUACCAACGGGACAUUCAACUGUAAUAUCUUAUAUUUCACCGAGUCGUGGCUGAACGACAACAUGAAUAACAUACAGCUGGCGGUUAUACACUGUAUCGGCAGGAUAGAACAGCAGCCUCUGGUAAGACAAGGGGUGGCAGUCUAUAUAUACACUACCGGUCAAAAGUUUUAGAACACCUACUCAUUCAAUGGUUUUUAUUUUAUUUUUACUAUUUUCUACAUUGUAGAAUAAUAGUGAAGACAUCAAAACUAUGAAAUACACAUAUGGAGUAACCAAAAAAGUGUUAAACAAAUCAAAAUAUGUUAUAUUUGAGAUUCUUCAAAUAGCCACCCUUUGCCUUGAUGACAGCUUUGCACACUCUUGGCAUUCUCUCAACCAGCUUCACCUGGAAUGCUUUCCAACAGUCUUGAAGGAGUUUCCACAUAUGCUGAGCACUUGUUGGCUACUUUUCCUUCACUCUGCGGUCCAACUCAUCCCAAACCAUCUCAAUUUAGUUGAGGUUGGGAUUGUGGAGGCUAGGUCAUGUGAUGCAGCACUCCAUCACUCUCCUUCUUGGUAAAAUAGGCCUUACACAGCCCUUACACAGCCCUUACACAGCCCAAAGACACGGCGGUUGGAACCAAAAAUCUCAAAUUUGGACUCCAGACCAAAGGACAAAAUUCCAACGGUCUAAUGUCCAUUGCUCGUGUUUCUUGGCCAAAGCAAGUCUCUUCUUCUUAUUGGUGUCCUUUAGUAGGGGUUUCUUUGCAGAAAUUCGACCAUGAAGGCCUGAUUCACACAGUCUCCUCUGAACAUGUCUGUUAUUUGAACUCUGUGAAGUAUUUAUUUGGGCUGCAAUUUGAGGCUGGUAACUCUAAUGAACUUAUCCUCUGCAGCAAAGGUAACUCUGGGUCUUCCAUUCCUGUGGCUGUCCUCAUGAGAGCCAGUUUCAUCAUAGCGCUUGAUGGUUUUUGCGACUGCACUUGAAGAAACGUUCAAAGUUCUUAAUGUUCCGUAUUGACUGACCUUAAUGUCUUAAAGUAAUGAUGGACUGUCGUUUCUCUUUGCUUAUUUGAGCUGUUCUUGCCAUAAUAUGGACUUGGUCAUUUACCAAAUAGGGCUAUCUUCUGUAUACCCCCCUACUUUGUCACAACACAACUGAUUUGCUCAAAUGCAUUAAGAAGGAAAGAUAUUCCACAAAUUAACUUUUAAGAAGGCACACCUGUUAAUUCAAAUGCAUUCCAGGUGAUUACCUCAUUAAGCUGGUUGAGAGAAUACCAAGCGUGUGCAAAUCUGUCAUCUAGGCAAAGGGUGGCUAUUUGAAGAAUCUCAAACAAAUCCAAAUAUAUUUAAUAUUUAACUUUUUUUUUUGGUUACUACAUGAUUCCAUGUGUUAUUUCAUAGUUUUGAUGUCAUCACUAUUAUUCUACAAUGUAGAGAAUUGUAAAAAUAAAGAAAAACCCUUGAAUGUGUAGGUGUUUUAACUUUUGACCGGUAGUGUAUUUGGAAACAAUAGCUGGUACAUGAUAUCUAAGGAAGUCUCAAGGUUUUGCUCGCCUGAGGUAGAGUAUCUCAUGAUAAGCUGUAGACCACACUACCAAGAGUUUAUCUAUAUUCUUCGUAGCUGUCUAUUUACCACCACAAACCGAUGCUGGCACUAAGAUCGCACUCAAUGAGCUGUAUUCGGCCAUAAGAAAACAGGAAAACGCUCAUCCAGAGGCGGCCGGGGACUUAGGUAAAAACGGAUUUAAGUUCUACCAGCAUGUUAAAUGUGCAACCAGAGGGGGGGAAAAACUCUAGACCACCUUUACUCCACACACAGAGACGUGUACAAAGCUCUCCCUCGCCCUCCAUUUGGCAAAUCUGACCAUAAUUCUAUCCUCCUAAUUCCUGCUUACAAGCAAAAACUAAAGCAGGAAGUACCAGUGACUCGGUUAAUAAAAAAGUGGUCAGAUGAAGCAGGACUGUUUUGCUAGCACAGACUGGAAUAUGUUCUGGGAUUCUUCCGAUGGCAUUGAGGAGUACACCACAUCAGUCACUGGCUUCAAUAAGUGCAUUGAUGACGUCGUCCCCACAGUGACUGUACGUACAUACCCCAACCAGAAGCCAUGGAUUACAGGCAACAUCCGCACUGAACUAAAGGGUAGAGCUGCCGCUUUCAAGGAGCGGGACUCUAACCCGGACGCUUAUAAGAAAUCCCGCUAUGCCCUCCGACGAACCAUCAAACAGGCAAAGCAUCAAUAUAGGACUAAGAUCGAAUCUUACUACACCGGCUCCGACGCUCGUCGGAUGUGGCAGGGCUUGCAAACUAUUACAGACUACAAAGGGAAGCAGAGCCGCGAGCUGCCCAGUGACAAACCUACCAGACGAGCUAAAUUACUUCUAUGCUCGCUUCGAGGCAAGUAACACUGAAACAUGCAUAUGAGAGCAUCAGCUGUUUCGGAAGACUGUGCGAUCAGGCUCUCCGUAGCCGAUGUGAGUAAGACUUUUAAACAGGUCAACAUUCACAAGGCCGCAGGGUCAGACGGAUUACCAGGACGUGUACUCCGAGCAUGCGCUGACCAACUGGCAAGUGUCUUCACUGACAUUUUCAACCUCUCCUUGUCUGAGUCUGUAAUACCAACAUGUUUCAAGCAGACCACCAUAGUCCCUGUGCCCAAGAACACUAAGAUAACCUGCCUAAAUGACUACCGACCCGUAACACUCACGUCUGUAGCCAUGAAGUGCUUAGAAAGGCUGGUAAUGGCUCACAUAAACACCAUUAUCCCAGAAACCCUAGACCCACUCCAAUUUGCAUACCGCCCCAACAGAUCCACAGAUGAUGCAAUCUCUAUUGCACUCCACACUGCCCUUUCACACCUGGACAAAAGGAACACCUAUGUGAGAAUGCUAUUCAUUGACUACAGCUCAGCGUUCAACACCAUAGUGCCCUCAAAGCUCAUCACUAAGCUAAGGACCCUGGGACUAAGCACCUCCCUCUGCAACUGGAUCCUGGACUUCCUGAUGGACCGCCCCCAGGUGGUAAGGGUAGGUAACAACACAUCCGCCACGCUGAUCCUUAACAUGGGGGCUGCUCGGGUGCGUGCUCAGUCCCCUCCUGUACUCUCUGUUCACUCAUGACUGCAUGGCCAGGCACGACUCCAACACCACCAUUUAAGUUUGCCGAUGACACAACAGUGGUAGGCCUGAUCACCGACAACGACGAGACAGCCUAUAGGGAGGAGGUCAGAGACCUGGCCGUGUGGUGCCAGGACAACAACCUCUCCCUCAACGUGAUCAAAACAAAGGAGAUGAUUGUGGACUACAGGAAAAGGAGGACUGAGCACGCCCCCAUUCUCAUCGACGGGACUGUAGUGGAGCAGGUUGAGAGCUUCAAGUUCCUUCGUGUCCACAUCACCAACAAACUAACAUGGUCCAAGCACACCAAGACAUGUGAAGAGGGCACGACAAAGCCUAUUCCCCCUCAGGAGACUGAAAAGAUUUGGCAUGGGUCCUCAGAUCCUCAAAAGGUUCUACAGCUGCACCAUCGAGAGCAUCCUGACUGGUGGCAUCACUGCCUGGUAUGACAACUGCUCGGCCUCCGACCGCAAGACACUACAGAGGGUAGUGCGUACGGCACAGUACAUCACUGGGGCCAAGCUUCCUGCCAUCCAGGACCUCUAUACCAAGUGGUGUCAGGGGAAGGCCCUAAAAAUUGUCAGACUCCAGCCACCCUAGUCAUAGACUGUUCUCUCUGCUACCGCACGGGAAGCGGUACUGGAGUGCCAAGUCUAUAGGUCCAAGAGGCUUCUACCCCCCCAAGCCAUAAGACUCCUGAACAUCAAUCAAAUGGAUACCCUGACUAUUUGCAUUUCUUUCUUAACUGCAUUGUUGGUUAAGGGCUUGUAAGUAAGCAUUUCACUGUAAGGUCUACACCUGUUGUAUUCAGCGCAUGUGACAAAUAACAUUUGAUUUGAACAGUUGUUUAUUGUGUUCUCAUAGCAUUUCUGUAACAUUUUUCUGCUAACCAACCCUGUCUGUGUUGGUGUGACCUUGGUGGCAGCUACAUGUCAAGUGUUUGUGAAAAUGCAUUGUAGUGGUCUUGUUGAAUGACUUCUGCCCCACUCGAAGCCUAACCUUACUUAACCUUCACCUCAAACUCACUGGGACUAAGACAACCCCAUAACUACCCUGAUUCACCCUUUCUUUUGUAGUAUCCCACCUGUUAUUGCCCUUGGUGCCAUGUAGGGUGUGAUUAUGGUACUAUGACAACAGUAAUGACUAACUUUUUAAAUGGUUACAGCAGAUUAAGGUGCAAAAGCAAUGUUUGAAGCUAAACUAUUAUUUGUUUUAUUUCAAAUUAGUGUAUAAGCACGUUAUUACAACAAUUAAUUUACACAUGCCAUGUACUACGUGUGAACGUUAUGUAAAGUCUGACCACUGUAUAUUUAGCCAGGAUUGACUUUACUAUUAUCUUCUUGUGGAAAUGAUUAUGUUUGAAUAGAGACUUAUGUAAAUGCUAACCAGACAUGUUUGUCUCUCUCACAGCGAUCCUGGUGUACAGAGUAUUUAGGAAUGAAAGCAAACGCAAUGUCAAGAUUCUCCAUGCUGUGCUCCACCUUCUCGCCCUCAUUAUCAGCAUAGUGGGUAAGGCCUGUGUGUGUGUGUGGAGGGUGUCCGUGUCUAAGGGCAAGACUUGUUGUUUUGGCCUUUUCCCCUUGAACCCAAACAUUCUAAACUAAUCUAAAUGUGUAGCUAUUGUAUAUAAAGGAAAAUGCCUAACCUAGCUAGUUAGUUGAAUAUAUAAAUGACAUGUCUUACAUGGUAAGACAAACAAGUGGACUUAUCUAUUGGAGGGUCAUAAAUUGGUUCUCUAGGGCCAGAUCAGUUGUUCAGGCCCACAGCUAGGGCAGACAUAGAAAUCAUCAUUCUUUUCAGGAGAAAAACAAAUACAAACUACUUAACGGUGAUGGCAUGGCUCCUCAAAAUAUAAGGGAACUGGCAAGGUUAAAAAAUGUACAAACGUAGUAGGCUACGAACAUGGGUAACAUGAGAUGAGACUGCGCAUACUAACCAUGAAUCAGUGGUGCGCCAUGGGUGUGUAAAUCUGUGAAUCACCGUAGCCUACGUCAUGUACUGAGGUCUGGAGUAGUCAUGGAAACAGGCAGGUCUACCCAAACUGGUCAUCAGUCUAAACCAGGGCUGCCCAACCCUCUUCCUGGAGAUCUACUGUCCUGUAGGUUUUCAGUCCAACCCAAAUGUAGCAUAUCUGAUUCAGCUAGUUAAGGUCUUGUUGAGCAGCUAAUAAGUAGAAUCAGGUGUGUUUUAAAUUAGGGUUGGACUGAAAACCCACAGGACGGUAGAUCUCCAGGAAGAGGGUUGGGCAGCCCUGGUCUAAACGCUGCAAUCUGGCUUCAGGCAAUCCUUAUUGACUCAGAAACAUUUGGUUUGCAAGGAGGGUGAUCAUAUAAAUAAUACCCACAAAUCCAUACAUGGAGGCAGGUAAAAAACAUUGUACAGAGUAACAUUCAUUGAUAUGUACGAAGUCAUAAUUUAUCAAGAUUGUUCUAUACAAAAUUAAUGGGAAAGAUUGACACUUACAUCAUCAGCACUAGCUAGCAUGAGUAUUAUUGUAUCUCCUCAGGUAUCGUGGCUGUGUUUGACUUCCAUAAUCAUAACAAGAUCCCCAACAUGUACUCCCUCCACAGCUGGUGUGGCAUGCUCACCUUUGUUCUCUUCUGUGUACAGGUCAGCCCUCGGCUCUCUUUCUCCUUCACGCAGUCACAUGCACACACAAAAACCAAACAAAUAAUUUCUUCCUUGUAUCAGAAUUUCAAUUAAUGUACUGUUUGCACUGAGAACCUAGCUGUAUACAGGCAGUACCUCUUAUGUUACAUUCUAAUAGGCAUAAUAGUUUAAUAACAUUAGUCCUCUACUCCCUCCUCAGUGGCUGAUGGGGCUGGGUUUCUUCCUCUUCCCUGGGACGUUAAUGGCGCUGCGGAGCUGGUACCUGCCGCUACAUGUCUUCUUUGGCCUGGCCAUGCUCGCCAUGUCCCUAGCCACCUGCCUACUGGGCAUUUCAGAGAAACUGUUCUUCAGUAUCCAGUGAGUAUUACUAUGCAGGGGCUCAGUUCCAAUAUCCAUACCACCACUUACAAUGAAGACAUUUAUACAAAUGGCAUGGAUUUUAAGUGGUAUGCUAAAAUACAGAAAUGCACAUAAUUAUUGGGUUAAAAGUGAAAAGUAAGAGAAGUGCCAGAUGUUCAAGUCAGUGCUAUGUUUGUCACUUUGGAUGAUGAAGUGCUACUACUUUGCCCAGCUCUACCCUGCUAAAUCAUAGGAGAGUUAAUUAUUGUACAGGGUAUGUUUGGUGAAAGCUGGGGUUUUGCUGUCUGGGCUAUCUUUAUGACAACAUGGUCAGACAUGGAGUCUUUGCACAUUAUGAAUCAUUCUCCUGUUGUUUGGUGCCAUAUGUUGUUAUGCUUAAGGUCAUCUUGAGUCACACAGAACAUUUUAUAACUAACGAUUCAUUACAAACGUUGCCAUUAUGAUAUAAUACAGAAAUCCUUUUUCUUCCCAGGCACACAUAUUCACAGUUUGUGCCAGAGGGGAUCCUGGGUAACAUGCUGGGACUGGUGUUAGUAGCUUUUGGGAUUCUGGUAGGCUACGUGGUGACACGGGAGGACUUCAGAAGACCCCCGCACCCAGAGGAGGAGGCCUUAUCUGUGCACUUUAAGACCCUGACUGAGGAAGGAGGGAGCCCCAACUCGCCUUAACAUCCCCUUUUCGCUUAAACCAGGAAACACUCUGGUCUGAAAAGCUACUGUGUGUGCAGACUUUUAGUAAAAAAAUCUGGUGUAUGAGAGCUGGGUUAGAACAAAAGCCUGCACACUCGGUAUCUCUCCAGGACCAGUUGGAGAUCUGUCUGAUAUGCUGUCUCUCCAUUU
Coregonus sp. 'balchen' is the source of this 9878-nucleotide messenger RNA. NCBI's taxonomy places the organism in Eukaryota, Metazoa, Chordata, Actinopteri, Salmoniformes, Salmonidae. The record is from the annotation of a GenBank genome assembly.